AAAGGAGGAAAGGGGGGGAGUCACCGCGUUGCCAGAAAGACCGCCUGAGGCGGGACUUCCGGGCCGGUGGACGCCUCCCUUUAGGACAUGACGACAGAGUGUCAACAUGCAAGAUGGCGGCCCAUCACCGACAGAACACGGCGGGGCGGCGGAAAGUGCAGGUCUCCUAUGUAAUUAGAGAUGAGGUGGAGAAGUACAAUCGGAAUGGAGUAAAUGCACUGCAACUGGACCCAGCAUUAAACAGACUUUUCACAGCAGGACGAGACUCCAUCAUCAGGAUAUGGAGUGUCAACCAACACAAGCAAGACCCUUACAUAGCAUCUAUGGAACAUCAUACAGAUUGGGUGAAUGAUAUUGUACUCUGUUGCAAUGGCAAAACCUUGAUAUCGGCUUCAUCUGAUACUACUGUUAAAGUAUGGAAUGCACAUAAGGGAUUUUGCAUGUCAACAUUAAGGACUCAUAAGGAUUAUGUGAAAGCCCUAGCAUAUGCAAAAGAUAAAGAAUUGGUAGCAUCUGCAGGGUUGGACAGACAGAUAUUCCUCUGGGAUGUAAAUACGCUAACAGCACUGACUGCCUCAAAUAACACUGUCACAACUUCUUCCCUUAGUGGGAACAAAGAUUCUAUUUACAGUCUUGCCAUGAACCAGAUGGGAACAGUCAUUGUAUCCGGGUCCACUGAAAAGGUUUUAAGGGUAUGGGACCCAAGAACUUGUGCAAAGCUUAUGAAACUCAAGGGACACACAGACAAUGUCAAAGCUUUGCUUUUGAACAGAGAUGGCACACAGUGUCUUUCUGGCAGUUCUGAUGGAACUAUCAGACUCUGGUCACUCGGUCAGCAGAGAUGUAUAGCUACAUAUAGAGUCCAUGAUGAAGGUGUAUGGGCACUUCAGGUCAACGAAGCCUUCACGCAUGUUUAUUCAGGGGGAAGGGACAGAAAGAUAUAUUGCACGGAUUUGCGAAAUCCUGAUAUCCGAGUACUCAUUUGUGAAGAAAAGGCACCAGUCCUUAAGAUGGAGCUAGACCGGUCAGCUGAUCCACCUCCAGCGCUUUGGGUCGCAACAACUAAAUCAUCUGUGAAUAAAUGGACUUUGAAGGGAAUCCAUAACUUCAGAGCUUCAGGAGAUUAUGACAACGACUGUACCAAUCCAAUCACGCCUCUGUGUACACAGCCUGACCAAGUUAUUAAAGGGGGUGCUAGUAUUAUUCAGUGCCACAUUCUCAAUGACAAAAGACACAUAUUAACCAAAGAUACCAACAACAAUGUGGCCUACUGGGAUGUGUUAAAAGCCUGUAAAGUAGAAGACCUUGGGAAAAUGGAUUUUGAAGAAGAAAUUAAGAAACGGUUUAAAAUGGUGUAUGUGCCAAAUUGGUUCUCAGUAGACUUAAAAACUGGGAUGUUGACAAUUACUUUAGAUGAGAGUGACUGCUUUGCCGCUUGGGUCUCAGCAAAAGAUGCUGGGUUUAGCAGUCCAGAUGGAUCUGAUCCCAAAUUAAAUCUUGGAGGGCUUUUACUGCAGGCUCUCUUGGAGUAUUGGCCAAGAACACACAUCAAUCCUAUGGAUGAAGAAGAAAAUGAAAUGAACCACGUGAAUGGUGAGCAGGAGAACAGAGUGCAGAAAGGAAAUGGGUACUUCCAAGUGCCACCACACACCCCAGUUAUUUUUGGUGAAGCUGGAGGACGCACCUUGUUCAGGUUAUUAUGUCGGGAUUCUGGUGGUGAAACUGAAUCGAUGCUCCUUAACGAAACUGUGCCACAAUGGGUAAUUGACAUCACUGUGGAUAAAAAUAUGCCAAAAUUCAAUAAGAUUCCUUUCUACCUCCAACCUCAUUCCUCUUCCGGAGCAAAAACAUUAAAGAAGGAUAGACUGUCGGCCAGUGACAUGUUGCAAGUCCGGAAGGUGAUGGAGCAUGUUUAUGAAAAAAUAAUAAAUCUGGACAACGAGUCGCAGACAACUAGCUCUUCCAAUAACGAAAAAGCUGGGGAACAAGAAAAAGAGGAGGAUAUUGCUGUUCUAGCAGAGGAGAAGAUUGAACUCUUGUGCCAGGACCAGGUUUUGGAUCCAAAUAUGGACCUUCGAACCGUCAAACACUUCAUAUGGAAGAGCGGUGGGGACUUGACGCUCCAUUACCGCCAGAAAUCAACGUGAGCCAAGCAGCAGAGCUAACUGGUCAUGAACUUACUUGAGCUUCCUGUACUGGUUCCAGGUGUAGUGCUCUAGAAGCCUACUGAAACCCUAAGGUAGAUCUGAUACUUCUAAUGCCUCCGUGCAGACCAGAGUCUACUUGAAUUGAAGUGACUAAUAAAUAUGUAAUAUAGACAAAUCUGUAUGACCUAAACUAAAGUCUAUCCUUAUCAAGGUACAAGUGAGAGUGACAGGAGAUGCCCUUGAAUGGUUCCUGGUGUGAGGUGUACAGAGAGACCAGAGGAUCCAGUGCAGAUGUCUUUGAAGGGGGGGGUCUUACUUGGGUUUUUUAUUUCCUUCAUCCACUCAAGCCUGAUACGAAAACACUUUCUCAGCCCUGCUGCUAACUCGUUCACAGUGUAAAACACAAAACAAACAACAGAAAAUCUGCAUGCGCUGUACUUUGUUCAUACAUUCCAUGUAGUAUGUUUUGGCCAUUUUCCCCCCACAGAAAUAGACUUAAAAGAAAAAAAAAUCUGUUGUACAGUUGAGUAGCAAUGUCUCCAGUAUGUAAGCUUGAAGGAGUUAACUCUGUUAGACUCGGUGGUGAUAGUCUUUCAGUUUUUGAAUUUUGGUCAGUACAAUGGUGCAGUGCAUCAUGGUGGAAUAUUUCAACCUCUUUGUCUAGAAUUUUAAAACUAUAACUCGUACAUUCUGUUCUCCUCCCUCUCCCCGUUUUUUCAGGUGGCAUACAGAUCACAAUUUGCAAUUGUGCUCUUUGUUUUGAUGUAUUGGCAAACUAGACCUUUUGCAAUGCUUACCCACAGUUAUGACAGCUAAAAGGAUUUGCAGGUUUCCCCUCCAGUGGUUUUUAAAUAUGUAUUUUUGGAUAAUUUUGUUCACGUUGCAAGCUGUAUGCAGCUUGGCUUUUCCACCGUUUCUAAAAACAUUUCACAGGUUUUUACAUCGUCUCAUUCUAGUCUUAGUAGGGUUUAGCUUGUUACAAAAGUUAAGAGGGGAGGCUUCUCAUGCCCCAGCAAGAAAGGCUGCAUUUGAAAUUAAAAGUAUUAACCAGAACAUAAAGCAUCUUGAUGAUGAAAUAAGGGUGCAAGACGGCUCCUAUUUGCAACAGAAGCACAAGUGCCUUUUCAAGAGGCUGCACAUCCCUCCCAUUAACUUUCUCGCCUACCUUCUGUGUGGUAGCUUUUGGAUGUUUAACUGUGGUCAACAGAACAUCUUGGGUUUGCUCAAUUAUAAGGAGAGCUGAUAGAAGUCCUGGUUCCAUCAAUGUGUUUUCAGUAUGGGAACAACUUUAGUAACUUCGAUAGUUCAGCACCUUGCAAGCACACAGUCUGCUGGCUGCCGGUGCCAGAAACAAGAGUUGUGCCCGCACUGGUAGAAAAUGUCAAACUGUGCUGUAAAAAAAAAAAAAGUUUUAUCCUUGAAAAUUAUCCCUUUAGUCUUUCAUCUCUUCCACUCCUCUCCCCCUCCACUGUGUGCCAGAGACACAAAAUGAGCAUCAUGGCAGCACCUUCUGGACAGUCUGUCCUCUGGCCUUUUUUUUUGUCUCGGUGUGCGGAGUAUCUGUGUAGUGCUGAUUUUUUAUACAAAAUAUCAGGUUGUCCAAGUGACUGUUGUGCUGCAAAUAGAACAUCUGGGUUGGCUCAGGACCCCCAAGACCAACUGCGUUUCAAGCAUCAUGUCACUGCUUCAGCUGGUUCAGAAUAAAACUUGCAUGCAUCUUUUUUCCAUCUUGAAUGUCAUCCGUUUUAUAAAUCCCAUGUGUGUGUGUACAGAUGUCUUGAUGGCCACAUCCGUGCUGCACUGCACAUUUUAGUGAACUUUGAUGAAUCCAUUGGUUGAAUUGAAAUGUAAAUUGUCCUAAAUUGUGACUCCUUACAAGACCUUGAUUCUGACUUUUGUGCUCUCCUUCAUGUUUCUAUGGAAAGUACCUUUAAUUAUAUUCUGUUCCCUUCCGUUCUUGUUCUGUUUUUAAAUCAGCCAAGAUUUUAAGUUUCAUUUUCUAUAAAUUCAAGCCGUAUAGUUUCAGGAAAGAUUGACAGAGGGCCUGCAAUGCCAAAAGGACAAAUGUUGUAUAGAAAUAAAACUCUUUAGCUAACAUUUUAA
Molecule: messenger RNA, 4250 nt
Organism: Pogona vitticeps (central bearded dragon)
Lineage: Eukaryota; Metazoa; Chordata; Lepidosauria; Squamata; Agamidae
Source: RefSeq, a predicted model, not a curated record